GAAGGCAGCAUAAACUCGGCUGUCCGAGCGGGAAGUUCAAAUGUUCACCCUGUUCAGCUCAUAUGUACCAAGUUAUUCCUGUUAGCUCCGACUAGCUCAUUUAGCACACAGUAACAUCACUUUAAAGGAAUUUUACCUGUGACUGUAGGACAGCUCUGCAGCCAUGUCCAGUAACACUGAGCAGAGGAGCAGCUUUGCACCCAGGUGCUUCGGACAGUGUACCUACACAGCUGAGGAGCACCAGGCAGUGCACAAAGCUCUGAAACAGAAGCUGGGACCAGAGUUCAUCAGCACCAGGAUGGCUGGAGGAGGACAGAGGGUGUGCUAUAUUGAAGGGCAUCGUGUUAUCAGUCUGGCCAAUGAGAUGUUCGGAUACAACGGAUGGUCGCACUCCAUCUCUCAGCAGAACGUCGACUUUGUAGACAUCAUCAACGGGAAGUUUUAUGUCGGAGUCAGUGCGUUUAUCAAGGUGCAGCUGAAGGACGGGUCGUAUCAUGAGGAUGUAGGUUAUGGGGUCAGUGAAGGGCUGAAGUCUAAAGCUCAGUCGCUGGAGAAGGCGAGAAAGGAAGCUGUGACUGAUGGCAUGAAGAGAGCACUCAAAUGCUUCGGUAAUGCUCUUGGAAACUGCAUCAUGGAUAAAGAAUACCUCCUAGCCAUUAACAAGAUCCCCAAACAGACUCCUUCUCCUCUAGAUCCAGCCCAGACUAAGCGCUCAGAGGGUGAGCCCUCAAUAGAGAAGGCUCGGAUCUCCAGUCUGGUCCGGCAGGAAAAGCUUGCAUCUGCAGUGGGUCCUGUGAGGGCGCCCCUGGAGCCCAGAGUCCUCAACCACAACCAGAACUAUCCAGAUGUUCAUACCCCUAAUGCAGCUGUCCCUGCUGACAGGAGGAGUGAGAACAUGGCCUCCAGACCUGUCAUGGACUCGCUGGACGCUGUCGGCUCUGACGCUCACACAGACCCCAAACAGCUGAGAAAGCUCCGACAGCAGCAGCUUCAACAGAAGUUCAGAAGAGAGAUGGAGGCCAAGAAAAUGCAGCAGAACGCAGAUCAAACCAAGUCUGAGGACCAAGAGGUUGCUGUUGGACGAGGGUCCAGUGGAGGUCAUGAAGGUGUGCCUGCGUACAGUGACGGCUCCUCAGAUGGAAACAGGAAAUGUAGCAGCAGGGACGAGCAUUUAGCAGAUGAUCUGGAGCUCUGGGAUUUCACCCUGGAUGGGAUCGAGGUGUCAGAUGAUCCCGCAGGCGACCCAAACUCCAGAGCGUUCAUGCCCAGCACGCCUGGGAAUCACCACAUGCAGACGCGCAGUAAGACCCCUCAGAGAGUCCCGGGCAGACCCCCAGAUGACGCCCAUUCGCACAGUGGAGGACACGACCGUGCUCAGUACAGAUCUCAACAUCAGACCCACUAUCAGGCGAGACCAGGUGAAGCCUACAGUCCAUACAGACAAGGACAGUACAUGAAGAAACGGCGACUGGACACCUGAGAUUUAAUGUUGCUGUUCCACAGCUUCCUUUAUGCAUUACAAAAUUUAUUUUACUUUUAUAUUUUUUAUAUUUAUGUCAGUGUUUACACUGAUUAACUUUUUUUUGCAAUGAAUUGCUGCUAUUUCUGAUGUUUGGAGAGAUGUUAUGUCUGGAUUUGUAAAAAAUAAAAACAUAACCACAGAA
Molecule: messenger RNA, 1664 nt
Organism: Epinephelus fuscoguttatus (brown-marbled grouper)
Lineage: Eukaryota; Metazoa; Chordata; Actinopteri; Perciformes; Serranidae
Gene: rad52
Product: RAD52 homolog, DNA repair protein
Exons: 12
Coding region: 164-1480 (438 amino acids)
Biological process (GO): mitotic recombination; double-strand break repair via homologous recombination; DNA recombinase assembly
Cellular component (GO): nucleus
Source: RefSeq, a predicted model, not a curated record